This is a messenger RNA of Humulus lupulus (European hop), 1049 nucleotides long. RefSeq names its product nucleoid-associated protein At4g30620, chloroplastic-like. The transcript is spliced from 7 exons. The record is from RefSeq and is a predicted model, not a curated record. NCBI's taxonomy places the organism in Eukaryota, Viridiplantae, Streptophyta, Magnoliopsida, Rosales, Cannabaceae. Gene Ontology annotation, molecular function: DNA binding. The coding region runs from base 111 to 683 and encodes 190 amino acids.
GCACUGCCUUUUCUUGUUCUUGUUCUUAGUUCUUACUCCUCCUGUCUGUAGUUUCUUUCUUCCGUUCUUGUUCAACAACCUUCUCUUCUGUUUUCAUUCGCUUACCUCUAAUGGCUUCUACCACUGCUUUAACGUCACACCUAGCUAAUGGCAACCGACUCGCUGACCCCAGAACACGCCUCUCUUUCUGUGAAGCAGACUUGUGUAAAGGUCGUCCCUUGGUUCUAUCUUGGUCUACUAAUAAGACUGGGAGGAGAACAAGAUCUCUUCGUCUAUAUGGCUUAUUUGGUGAGAAGAAGGAUGACAAUGGAAAAAGUGAUGAUGGAACUUCAAAGGCAGGGAAAAUGGGUAAUAUGCAAAAUCUAUACGAAACUGUUAAGAAAGCCCAAAUGGUGGUACAAGUUGAGGCAGUGCGUGUGCAGAAAGAGCUUGCUGUGGCAGAGUUUGAUGGUUAUUGUGAAGAUGAGCUUAUAAAGGCAACACUCUCCGGUGACCAGCAGCCAGUGCGCCUUGAGAUAACUGAGGCAGCCAUGGAACUUGGGCCAGAAAAACUCUCUCUUUUGGUUACUGAAGCAUACAAGGAUGCCCACCAGAAGAGCGUUCAGGCCAUGAAGGAGAGAAUGAGCAAUCUUGCCCAAAGUUUAGGAAUGCCACCACAAGGCCUGAACGAGGAGCAAAAGUGAUAACCGAGACAUAUCUGUUUGUUUUGGUUUAGUUCGUAUUUGGUCUUAAUUUUGUAGCUUAAGGGGUAAAUUUGUUGAUUGUUUCUGGAUAGCCUUUGGGAUCAUGCAUGCUUUUUGAGUUGUCUCAAAAUUGGUCUUUUAGACUACUGGUAUGGUAAAUGGUGUCAUGAUUUUUCUUCUUUUUUUUUUUGGAACCAUAGAGGGUCAUAUUUGGUUUAGAAGAAUAGAAUUAGAAUGGUAUCAAGAAUUAUAAUGAAAUUUUGAAUGAAUAAGAUAAAAAUAGAACUAGUUGUCAUAUAGUGAUAUGAUUUCAUCAAAUAACAGAGGCCACAAUGUGUGGUGUUAAUAAAUAGAAAUGUUCCUUGA